CAGCACAGACACACACUCGCGUGCUUUCUAAGGCAGUCAGAACGACAGAGCAAGCGGACGAGUGCAGAACCAGAGAGCGAGGAGAAGAAGAAAUGAGGAGAUUAGUGCUGCAGGAGGUGAUGCGAAACUCAGAAAAAAAAUGGACAACUCUCUUCUGCAUCUUGUGCUGAAAGAUUUAAAUCUCUGGGUCACGUCCUAGGAAAAAAGUUCUCUGGUGGCUCGUUUUGUGUGAGCACUUAUAAAAACGUGUAAAGGGAAACUAAAGAAGCAAAGGAUCACAGCUUGGGAGGAUCUAGAUGAGUGAAGACAACACGGGCAAGAAGAAAAAAGGCAUGUGGCAUAAGACUAAAGAGCAAGAAGUGCUGAGGGAUUCGAGGUGAAGUGGGACAAUGCUGGCCGAGCCCCAGGAAAAAGACACAGCACAUUGUUCUUGGUCCAAGCGAGCGAAAGCAGCAUGUCUUCUCCCGAUGGAGAGAAGCUGCACUGGGCCUCGCUGCUCUUCCUCAUGGCCAUCCUGCCCACCAUUGGCGGAAACAUCCUGGUCAUCCUGGCCGUGUCGUUGGAGCGCAAACUCCAAAAUGCCACUAACUACUUCCUCAUGUCUCUAGCUGUAGCUGACCUGCUGGUGGGACUGCUGGUGAUGCCCAUUGCUCUUGUUACCGUCCUUUACAAUUCAGCAUGGCCACUUCCUGAGUUCCUGUGUCCCAUCUGGCUAUUCCUAGACGUCUUAUUCUCCACAGCGUCCAUCAUGCACCUUUGUGCCAUCUCCCUUGACCGUUACAUCGCCAUCAAAAAGCCCAUUCAGCACAGCCAGUACAACUCCCGAGCCAAAGCCAUAGCCAAAAUUGCACUCGUCUGGUUGAUAUCAAUAGGAAUCGCCAUACCCAUACCCAUCAAAGGACUGAAAAGCCCAAACCAUUCAAUGAACAUAACUUUCAACAGCAACCACACCUGCCUGUUGACACUAGAGGGCUUUGCAGAGUUUAAAUUAUUUGGCUCUCUGGCCGCCUUCUUCAUCCCCCUCAUGAUCAUGAUGAUUAUAUACCUGCUAACGAUCCAAGUGCUGCGCAAGAAAGUGUAUCUCCUUAGAUCGAGGGCGUCUCAGCAAGUCAACAGACCCACGGUGUGCACGGUCUUCCAAAGAGAGCAGACGGUUCCAUCGUCACCAGAGAAAAUCAGUACGCUGGAUUCUAUUAAAAAGGACCAUAUGCUAGAGCGAACACUCCCCAUCACAGGGAACGAGUUUCCGAUUCGGAGACUGUCCACCAUUGGAAAGAGAUCUAUACAAAAUCUGAGUAAUGAACAGCGAGCCUCAAAAGUCCUUGGGAUUGUUUUCAUUUUGUUUGUGGUCAUGUGGUGUCCAUUUUUCAUCACCAAUGUGACAUCGGUUCUGUGCAAGAGUUGUAAUGUCAAACUGGUUGAGAGACUUUUAGACAUCUUUGUGUGGGUUGGUUAUGUUUCUUCAGGCGUCAACCCUUUGGUCUACACACUUUUUAACAAGACUUUCCGGGGAGCCUUUACGCGUUACAUCACAUGCAACUUUGGCACCGAGAGAGCAUCCAGAAUGCAGCACAGGAACCUGACCAAAAUCACUUUCCAGUCUUCUGUUGCAGAAAAUUCAAAAAUGUAUUUGAAGCAUGGGAUGAUGAAUGGCAUUGGUCCUGUAGGGUACCAGAGUCCUUUGCGAAGAAGACCCACAAACAUUCAACCCUCUAGUAGUGUCAUGCUGGACACUCUUCUUCUCACAGAAAACGAGGACCACAAAACUGAUGGAGUCAGCUGUUUAUAGCAAGCUUUGAUUUCAUAACUUCAAAAAAAAAAAAAAAAACCAACAACAACAAAAAACAACAACACAAACACCCCCAACAAAAGCUUAUGACUUAAACUGCUCAUUCUUGCUCCUAGAUCUGUCAAAAAAUUGACUGGCAUUCAUAUUUCACCCUUUUACAAAUAGAAAUGUCUGAAAUUUUCAGCAUUUUUAUACGAUGGUAUUCGAUACUGGAAUAAUAUGGAUAAAGGCAGGAUUGUAAAAAACAAGGAAUGUAAAAAAUGCCAGCUAUGUGCAGCAUGCAAAAAAACAACUGUAUGAAUGUCAUGGAUUUAUGGAAACAUACAAAGGUUUUUCCAACUAUCUUGCUGAUGUUAAAGCUCUCAUUUAUGAUUGAUACUGGAAUAAGAGAAUUCUCUCCAUUUACAAGAUGCUUAGAAUCAUCUUUGGGAUAUUGUAUGGCCUUUUCAAUAGCUUAAACAAUUAUUGAAAAUAUUAGAUCUUCUGAUCAAAUUUUAAGCUUUAAAAAGAUGCCGUUCACAAAGAACAGGCAAAGAUGAGAUCUUGGGCGGCUUUGGACCGUAACACUUAUCACUGGGUAGUACCUGCUAACUAACUAGCCUAGCUUAAUGUCUAGUGUAGAAUUAUUAUAAGUAAUGCAGAUGAAGUAAAGAUUUGUAUAAUUCUGGUGAAGAGGCUGUUUGCCUUCACUGUAGUUUUGGAGGCUGGAAAGUAAUUUGAGCUGCUCAUGUGACUUGACUGCAUGUAGCUACAGUUAAAAGAGAGAAUUUCAAUUAAAUCCCAAUGAAAAUUGCAUACAUAUAAUUAUACUGGAAAUGAAAUCAUUUCAAUUUAACAUCUUCAUACAUAAACAUUCCCACAAUAACAAGAAUGAACAGUUCAUUCUUUCGCCAUGAUUACUUUCCUCAUUUGUCACGCGACUUGUGACCUGAUUGGUCUGAGUGAAAGCAGCCUUUCUAUACAUCAGCCAAACAUUAUAUUGAAUUUUAAAUGAAUCUAUUUUUAAAUACAUUCUGGAGGUUAUAAUUUCUAAUCCCGGGAGUCUCAAAGAGUCUAUUUUUGGGCCUUGAUCAAACUUACUAUCACCUGACAAGAGAAUGUAAUAAUAAUCUAAUAAACUCAGUUGGUCACACAACUAUAAGCAGCCUAUCAACCUUCUGAUGGACAUGCUACAAAAUAUUUUUAUAUAAAAUGACUAAAUGAACAAAAUAGAAUAAAAAGUGUAUUGAUCA
Tachysurus vachellii is the source of this 3021-nucleotide messenger RNA. It is a transcript of the gene htr2b, whose product is annotated as 5-hydroxytryptamine (serotonin) receptor 2B, G protein-coupled. The record is from RefSeq and is a predicted model, not a curated record. The transcript has 4 exons. Gene Ontology annotation, biological process: regulation of behavior; smooth muscle contraction; chemical synaptic transmission. The coding region runs from base 455 to 1789 and encodes 444 amino acids. Lineage: Eukaryota; Metazoa; Chordata; Actinopteri; Siluriformes; Bagridae. Gene Ontology annotation, molecular function: neurotransmitter receptor activity; G protein-coupled serotonin receptor activity. Gene Ontology annotation, cellular component: plasma membrane; dendrite.